AUGUCCCUCAAAGUCUUCAUCUACGCCUACCGUAAGCCCGGCCUCUCCCUCGAGGAGUUCAAAAAGCAUUACAAGGAUCACGUCGACCUAGUCAAGCGCCUUUCCGGCGAGGACUUCCCUAUCUCCCACAAGCGCAGCUACGGUGCCAGCGACCGCAGUUUCCGGACUCCAGCCACAGUGAUUGUCGGACAGCAGUCCGACAUUGAAUUUGAUGCGUAUGCCGAGCCUAACCUCGGCGACCAGGCUGCUUUCCAGGCCUUCAGUGCGAAGGUCUACGUCCCCGACGCCGCUUUUCAGAUUGCGGCCGACGAGGAGAAGUUUCUCGACAAGUCGAGGCUUGGAUCGUCAUGCUCGGAGAGGUCAUAG
Molecule: messenger RNA, 366 nt
Organism: Penicillium canescens
Lineage: Eukaryota; Fungi; Ascomycota; Eurotiomycetes; Eurotiales; Aspergillaceae
Product: EthD domain-containing protein
Exons: 2
Coding region: 1-366 (121 amino acids)
Molecular function (GO): oxidoreductase activity
Source: RefSeq, a predicted model, not a curated record